Molecule: messenger RNA, 2310 nt
Organism: Nematolebias whitei (Rio pearlfish)
Lineage: Eukaryota; Metazoa; Chordata; Actinopteri; Cyprinodontiformes; Rivulidae
Product: gastrula zinc finger protein XlCGF57.1-like
Exons: 2
Coding region: 249-2216 (655 amino acids)
Biological process (GO): regulation of transcription by RNA polymerase II
Cellular component (GO): nucleus
Molecular function (GO): DNA-binding transcription factor activity, RNA polymerase II-specific; RNA polymerase II cis-regulatory region sequence-specific DNA binding
Source: RefSeq, a predicted model, not a curated record
AGGAGGAGGGAGCACGCGGAGGAGAUCUGACCGUAAUCUCGCUGCCAGCAGCGGGUGAAACGGGUCGAAGACACCGCUGAAUCCACGGAGCGAAUGUGUCCAAGAUCCAACCUAGAACUAAGUUCACCGAGGAGUAAAACCGUGGAGACAGCGGGUCCAACAGACUGGAGGAAGCUGUGGAGAAACAUCGGGUCUUUUUGAAGGAAUAAUCUCAGAUUACGAAGAGGAGCUGUCGAGUUGGAGAGAAAAUGAGUUCAGAUGUUCAACAGACUCCGCUGAUCAGAGGAGAUUCUACUGAGGAAUGGAGACCUGAUGUGGACCAGCAGGACCCAGAACACCUCCACGUCAAGGAGGAAGAGGAGGAACUCUGGACCGGAUUGGAGGGAGAGCAGCUUGUUGUGAAGGAGGAGACUGAUGCCAGCAGGUUUUCAUUCACUGCAGUUCCUCUGAAGAGUGAAGAUGAAGAGAAGCCACUGUUCUCACAGCUUCAUCAGCACCAAAGGGAGGACAGAGAUGUUCCAACCAGCAGCUCAGCUGACCAGAUGAAAAUAGAAGCUGAUGGAGAGGACUGUGGAGGAGCAGAAACCAGCAGGAACCCAGAUCUAAAUCCUCAUGGAGAUGCUUCCAGCUCUUCAGAGACUGAAGUCAGUGAGGAUGAUGAAGAGGACGAGGAUGGGAACAAUCCUGACUCUCAGAUAGAACACUUGUCAGACUCUGGGUCAACAACUGAAGACAGUGACAAAGACUGGAAGGAGAGCAGAGCUUCUGAGUCAGCUUCUGUCAACAAAUGUUUCAGCUGCUCUGAGUGUGGCAAACAAUUUCUCCACAACCAGUCUCUUCAGAGACACAUGACAUGUCAUUCAACAGUAAGACGUGCAAAGUGUUUGGGUCAGAAGAAAAGUGUAGAGAGACACAGGAAAAUCCAGACAAGACCAGAAUCAUUUAAUUGUGAUCAAUGUGGUAAAAGUUGUAACAGAAAAGAACAUUUAAAGAAACACGUGAGAGUCCACACAGGAGAGAGAGAGUUAAAAAGUGAGAUUUGUGGACAAAGCUGUAUUAAUAUUAAGUCAAGUUUAAACACACACAUGAGUGGCCACAUGGGAAUUGAACCAUAUAAAUGUGAGGUUUGUGGACGAAUAUUUAGCCAGAAGUUCAAUUUAGAAACACACAUGAGAGUACACACCAGACAGAAACCAUUUGCAUGUGAGCUUUGUGGACAAAGAUUUAGUCAUAAGUCAUGCUUAAGCUCACACAUGCAUCGCCACACAGGAGAGAAACCAUUUGCGUGUGAGCUUUGUGGGCACAGAUUUCGCCAGAAGUCCCAUUUAAAAACACAUAUGAAUCGCCACACGGGACAGAAACCAUUUGAAUGUGGGCAUUGUGGACAAAGAUUUAGUCGGAAAUCAUGUUUAAACUCGCACAUAAAUCUCCACACCGGACAGAAACCCUUUGAAUGUGAGCUUUGUGGACAAAAAUUUAGACAGAAGUCCCAUUUAAAAACACACACGAGAGUCCACACAGGACAGAAACCAUUUGAAUGUGAGCAUUGUGGACAAAGAUAUAGUCGGAAGUCAUGUUUAAACUCGCACAUGAAUCUCCACACUGGACAGAAACCCUUUCAAUGUGAGCUUUGUGAACAUAGGUUUAGCGAGAAGGCCUAUUUAAAAGCACACAUGGGAGUCCACACUGGACAGAAACUUUUUGAAUGUAAGCUUUGUGGAAAAAGAUUUAGUCGGAAGUCAUGUUUAAACUCACACAUGAAUCUCCACACAGGACAGAAACCCUUUGAAUGUGAGCUUUGUGGGCAAAAAUUUAGACAGAAGUCCCAUUUAAAAGCACACAUGCAUCGCCACACUGGACAGAAACCCUUUGAUUGUGAGCACUGUCGACAUAAAUUUCGCCACAAGUCCGAUUUAAAAAUGCACAUGAGAGUCCACACAGGACAGAAACCAUUUGAAUGUGAGCUUUGUGGACAAAGAUUUAGUAGGAAGUCAUGUUUAAAUUCGCACAUGAAUCUCCACACAGGACAGAAACCUUUUGAAUGUGAGCAUUGUGCACAAAAAUUUAGACAGAAGUCAACCUUAAUUACACACAUGAGAGUUCAUACUGGACAGAAACCCUUUGAAUGUGAGUUUUGUAGACGAAGAUUUAGCCACAAGUCUAGCUUAAACAGACACACAAUAAUCCACAGGAAACAAAGUGCGCCUCUGCAGUGACUAAGGUCACUAAUUUAGAUUUCAGUCUGCUCUAAAACACAUGACAACCCAGACGGGAAGGAAACUGAAUUUAACUGAAUUUUAGGUGUUUUCA